CAAUCAAUUCUUUAGCUGUCAUACUUAUAAUCAUUACAUUUUUCCAUCGUUUUCACAACACAAAAUGAGUAGAGUCGUAUUGAGUGAGUCUGAACACGUGCCAACUCCAGACCAGUUUGUUACUUUCGUUCCAUAUGCCUGUAAUCGACUGUGUGCGCCUUUUAAAGUGCGAAUCAAAAGCCAGAUACAAGAGGAUUAUGUUAGCAGACAUGAUGCUAAAACUGGUGCUAAGAAGUCAAAAGGUGCACUGACACAUGUUGCGCACUCACAACGAGAAGUUCACGUUUCGACAUCCAAAGUGGAGGCUGCCGGUGGUUCCAUGAGCGUGUCUGUGCAGGAAGACGAUGACAAUUGUGAUGUAUACACGCUGUACGCAAUGACGGACGUCGCGCACCACCUCACCGAGCUCUCAGUCGCCCCCUGCCAAGAAAUUCCCCUCUUCCUCAUGAAGGUCCUUUCCUUGUGCAUUCCCUACAACAUAUACUUAAACAAGCUCAUCAUGAAAUGCACUCUCACAAGCCCCGCGUUUUACGAGACAAUUGUGUUGCUGACCACUUCGCAUAUAACCGAAUUAUAUUUGGAUGACUCGCGCCUUUGCGAGCACAACUACGAUAUUCUGCUGGAUUAUCAAACGCACCUGCAGCUGUUGUCUCUAGCACGCUGCAGCCUCACUGACGACGACUGUGCCCUGUUAUUCUCCAAACUUGAAUACCCAAACCCAGCUUCGAAAAAUUUGAACACGUUAAUUCUGUCAAGCAAUUUCAUAUCAAAUAUAGGAGCUGGUCAUAUUGCAAACACUCUGCGAAGCAAUCGAGCCCUUAUGUACCUCAACCUUUCAGGAAAUAGAAUUCGUGACGCAGGCGCUAUGGAAAUAUUCAGAACUCUGAUGGAAUUUCCUAUUACUAGCGAGGAGAUAAUGCAGAAACGUAGAAGAACAAUAUAUCAUUUAAAAUUGCGUAAGGAGGUCUACCAGAAAUGUUACAAACAGUUGAUGUCCACGCCGGUGCUGGACAUGUCGGAAGAUCGUUCUAGCAAACGGCGGAAUACUCAACCGGGGAUAUUGCGAAGAAGACAAAGCAUGAGUAUGGCCGGCACUGACUUCAUGUCUGCGAGCGUAGCUGCUGUGAGAGCAGAAAAGAUGACAGCGGAGCUGGUUGCUGAAAAUAUAGAUCCGUUCAGCGUUGAAUCGACUAUAAUCCGAGAUAAUAUUCUGUAUUCUAAAGGAAAUAUGGUGCUGAGCUACUUAAAUUUAUCAUAUAACUACGUGGGUUACGAAAGCGUGGUGAAGUUAAUAGAGGUGAUGAAGUACCAGGCGUUGGUGGGUACGUACCCAGAAUUGGGUUUAGUGGGGCUGCAGCUGGAUGGCAACGAGUUGCCGAGGUGCAGGGAGGUUGAGGCCCUAUCAGCGUUGCUGGCCCACGCUUUGCAGGUCAGGUUAAUGUACGCGGUGCCACAGACUGGCCGCCGAGUAGAUAAAUCAAAAAAGAAGUAAUGUGUUGCUUCAUCAGCCAUCAUGAAUGAGAGCUUGUUCUUCCUGCUUGUUCUUCUUCACUUUGCACGGUCUUCAGUAUUCUUAGUUGUCAGACUAUCUAUAGAAUAAUGUUUAUCUAGUAGCAUUUAUCAGAAGCUGUAGAUUAUCGGCCUGCAUCACAACACCGGCUUCUUAGUCAACAGAUACAGAAGUAUGCUAUCUUUUUUCCGAAAACCGAACGCAGGCUGUUGUACCAUUUCCAUACUAUUGAAUUUUGUAUGCAGAGGGACAUUACUAAAGAAUGUGCGUUUACUGAUCUUUUAGACAAGUCGAGUUUUUAAGAUCUUCGUAUAUAAUUUAGAUUUAUUUAAAUUAUCUUAAUUUAGUUUUCCCCUUUAAGAUCGUAAUAUUAGAUAUUUCAAUUUAGAUUAGUUUAUAAUUUAAUAGCUUGUAAUUUGAGAUUUAUUAAUAUAAUUUUUUGUAUUGUCUUCUUAUUAAUGUGUCCACUGUU
This is a messenger RNA of Plodia interpunctella (Indianmeal moth), 1982 nucleotides long. RefSeq lists its product as uncharacterized. The transcript has 2 exons. Lineage: Eukaryota; Metazoa; Arthropoda; Insecta; Lepidoptera; Pyralidae. The record is from RefSeq and is a predicted model, not a curated record. Gene Ontology annotation, molecular function: protein binding. The coding region runs from base 65 to 1492 and encodes 475 amino acids.